AUGACAACAACCUACAAGGUGAUCAUUAAAAACGACACCGGUGAUGCCAAUACGUCCCGUGUGUACGUCGUCUACUCUGAAUUCCCAGGGGUAUCUGGAGGGGGCAUCGCCAGCGCCCUCCGCACCCAAUGGGCCAAGUCCAAGGGGCUGGUGAACCAGGGCCAGGAUGUGUUCCGGUACACGUCCGAAUCGUUCGGGUUUGCGGGUUACUGCAACGCAAGCACCAGCUCCAGCAUGACCUCCGGAACUGAGAUCACACUGGUUGCCUCCAACUCGGUGACGAUCGGCUCGUUCCGCAACGAUGGAAGUUCGCUGUACGUUAGCGAGAACAACGACGCCAUCGGCAUCAAGGACACGGGUUCUAGCACCUCAAAUAAUGGAACAUUCACCAUAUCCACUGAUGCAAAGAUCCCGAGUCCCAGCACGUACGUGGUAGGACUGGCCCGUAAGUCGGAGCGCGAUGGAAUUUCCCCUGUUGCGGUGGUCGAGUGCAAGCCUGGUGCGGAUUUUGUGUUCACCCCCAGUCCCGCCAUCUACAUUGCGCGGGGAAAUCAGGGAGAUGGUGUGAUCUUGAGCUCUAUUGGAACUUAUGGACGUGUCGAGUUCCGAGGCAAUUCUAAGGAGGCCAUUGUGUCGGAGACGGCAAAUGGCACCUUCUCCGUUGUGUAUAAGUGA
Talaromyces proteolyticus is the source of this 675-nucleotide messenger RNA. RefSeq lists its product as uncharacterized. The transcript has a single exon. The coding region runs from base 1 to 675 and encodes 224 amino acids. The record is from RefSeq and is a predicted model, not a curated record. NCBI's taxonomy places the organism in Eukaryota, Fungi, Ascomycota, Eurotiomycetes, Eurotiales, Trichocomaceae.